AUGGCUGCCCGCAUUCUCAACUCCACCUUGACUCCCUGUUUCCGGCCAUCGACUACCUACCAGCCGGCAAACGGGAGAGCUAACUCUCUAAGGCUCUCUGCAAAGUCCUCCUCCGAAACUCCUACUAUUUACCCGAGCUCCAAGGGUGAUUCCGCAACUUCAGUUCCUUUAUUUUCUCCUCCACCAAAUUUCAAGCCUCCGCAGCCUAAACGCUUUUCAGUGAGACCCGACAAGAUUUUGGAUAUAAUUGGGGCUUCCCUUGCUUUGAUUUUCCGCGUUGGUACCGGUGCUCUCGUUUCUGGAUAUUCCGUGUCUUUCGUUCCCAACAAUGAGAUUCCAUCUGACAAGUAUGCUCUAGAAAUUGCCGGUUUCAAGUUGAAAGAGACUUCAAAACUAGGUCCGCGCCCUGAAAUACCGAUUGAGAUCUACGAAUUUGAGAGCUGCCCCUUUUGCCGAAAGGUUCGGGAAAUUGUUGCAAUCUUAGAUCUUGACGUCCUAUAUUACCCCUGUCCACGAAAUGGCCCUAAUUUUCGUCCUAAAGUAGCUGAGAUGGGUGGAAAACAACAAUUUCCUUACAUGGUGGAUCCGAAUACAGGAGUUGCUAUGUAUGAAUCAGAUGAAAUAAUCAAAUACCUGGUUGGGAAGUAUGGUGAUGGAAAUGUCCCCAUUAUGCUGUCCCUUGGUCUAUUAACUACUCUGACUGAAGGUUUCGCCAUGAUUGGCCGAAUGGGUAAGGGUUCUUUGUAUACCCCAGCGAAAUUGCCACCCAAACCCCUCGAGAUUUGGGCAUACGAGCCUUCUCCAUUUUGUAAAGUUGUGAGGGAAACACUUGUGGAGCUAGAGCUUCCUCACAUACUUCACAGUUGCGCCCGUGGGAGCCCAAAAAGGCAGAUACUAUAUGAGAAAGCUGGACAUUUUCAGGUUCCAUACCUGGAAGAUCCAAAUACUGGAGUACAGAUGUUUGAAAGCGCUGAAAUUGUGGAAUACCUGAAGGCCACUUAUGCUCUUUGA
This is a messenger RNA of Oldenlandia corymbosa var. corymbosa, 1011 nucleotides long. Lineage: Eukaryota; Viridiplantae; Streptophyta; Magnoliopsida; Gentianales; Rubiaceae. The record is from the annotation of a GenBank genome assembly.